Molecule: messenger RNA, 5108 nt
Organism: Helianthus annuus (common sunflower)
Lineage: Eukaryota; Viridiplantae; Streptophyta; Magnoliopsida; Asterales; Asteraceae
Product: sister chromatid cohesion protein PDS5 homolog A
Exons: 32
Coding region: 171-4850 (1559 amino acids)
Biological process (GO): mitotic sister chromatid cohesion; DNA repair
Cellular component (GO): chromatin; nucleus
Source: RefSeq, a predicted model, not a curated record
UAGCGUCAUAGAGAUCUAAAGAGUUCGAGUUGAAGCUCUGUCCGUAUCGCGUGGAUAAUUUCUUUCUUCAAAUUCUCACUGGUUUCCCCCUUCUUGUUCGAGAAAACCCUUUAAUGGCGAUUUAGAACCCUAAUUUCCACAUCAAAAUUCACAUCUCCCAACACCAAACAAUGUCCGAAAAGCUCCAAAAGACACUGGAGGAUGUUGGAUCCAAACUCGACAAUCCACCUGCCAACAAAGAUGCUCUCGUCAAACUCCUAAAGCAAGCUGCGGCAUCUUUAUCUGAGUUAGAGCAAUCACCAGGAAAGGAAGUAUUAAAAUCUAUGCAACCUUUCGUAAACGCAAUUGUAAAGCCAGAAUUGCUAAAACAUCAUGACAAAGAAGUUAAGCUUCUUGCUGCCGCUUGUACAUGUGAAAUAACCAGAGUGACCGCUCCUGAAGCACCAUAUGAUGAUGACGUGUUAAAGGAUGUCUUCCAUUUGAUUGUAAGCACAUUCAGUGGGCUAAGAGAUACCAGAGGCCCGUCGUAUGGGAGAAGAGUUACAAUCUUGGAAACCGUAGCUAAAUAUAGAUCAUGCGUUGUGAUGUUGGAUCUUGAAUGUGAUGAUUUAAUCAACGAAAUGUUCACAACAUUUUUUGCUGUUGCCAGUGAUGGGCAUUCUGAGACUGUUAUUACAUCAAUGAAGACAAUCAUGGUGGCUCUUUUGGAAGAGAGUGAAGACAUUAACCAAGACCUUUUGCUCAUUAUCUUGCGUGUCUUGGGCCGAAAUAAGAAAGCAAUAACUAUGGCUGCAAGGAAGCUUGCUAUGAGUGUUAUAGCACAGUGUGCCGGAAAACUUGAACCAGGCAUUAAACAUUUCAUUGUAAAAUCAAUGUCAGGAGAAGCCUCUACUUCUGCAUUUUCUCUGCAGAUUGAUCACCAUGAAAUCAUCUAUGAUAUCUACCGUUGUGCUCCCCAGGCUUUAGCGGGAAUCAUUCCCUACUUAAGUGGAGAGCUCCUGACAGAUAAACUAGACGUUCGGUUAAAAGCGGUCAAACUAGCGGGGGACCUUUUUUCAAUCCCAGGAUGUAGCAUUCCCGACACGUUUCAUCCGAUCGUUAUAGAUUUUUUGAAGAGGUUGACAGACAAAGUUGUUGAAGUUCGAAUGUCGGUUCUUGAACACGUCAAGCUUUGUAUAUUAUCCAAUCCUUCCAGAUCAGAAUCUCCUCAAUUUAUCGCUGCCCUCUGUGACCGCCUGUUGGAUUAUGAUGAAAGCAUCCGCCAAAAAGUGGUUGCAGUAGUUUCAGACAUAGCAUGUCAUGAAUUAUCUUCUAUAUCACCCAACACCGUAAAGCUUGUAGCUGACCGACUUCGUGACAAAUCUCUUCUUGUGAAAAAGUAUACCAUGGAGAGGCUAUCUGAUAUAUACCGCAUGAGCUGCACCAAGCAUAUGAGCGAUGGUUAUAAUUGGAUUCCGGGACGAAUCUUAAGAUGUUUUUAUGAUAAAGAUUUUAGAUCAGACACGGCUGAAUGCAUUCUAUGCACGUCUCUCUUCCCAGCUGAAUUUUCUGUUAAAGACAAGGUUAGAACAUGGGUCAGACUAUUUUCAAAAUUUGAUAAGGUUGAGAUAAAAGCUUUGGAGAAAAUACUGGAGCAAAAACAAAGGUUACAGUUAGAGUUACGGAAGUAUCUUUCUCUUAGGAAGAUGCAUAAGGAAAGUGAUGCUUUAGAGGUCAAGAAGAAAGUCAUGGUCUGCUUUCGCUUUAUGUCUCGCUGUUUCACGGACCCCACAAAAGCCGAGUCAGAUUUCUUGCUUCUUCACCAACUAAAGGAUGCUAAUGUUUGGAAAAUAUUGGCUACAUUACUUGAUCCCACCACUAGUUCUCUUCAAAGUUCCAAAUCUCGGGAUGCAUUACUCAAGAUAGUUGGCCAGAAGCAUCCACUUUACGGAAUUUUAAGCAUUCUGUCUAUAAAGUGCUCGUAUAUACUGUUUAACAAGGAUUAUGUUAAGGAUAUUCUUCUAGAGGUGGACCUACAGAAAUCUUCCAGAAACAGACUACUGACACAGUCUUGCAUGAAUAUACUUGUGAUUCUUGCAUCCUUUAGUCCUUUAUUACUUAGUAGGACUGAAAAAGAUUUGGUCCAUCUUCUCGAAGAUGAUAAUGAAGUAAUAAAAGAAGGCAUUUUGUAUGUUCUCGCAAAAGCUGGUGGCGCGAUUAGGGAACAAUCAGGAAAAUCAUCUAGUUCAUUAGAUCUAUUUUUAGAGAGAUUAUGCUUAGAAGGUAGUAGGCGGCUCGCCAAGUAUGCCAUGCAUGCAUUAGUUGCCAUAACAAAGGAUGAUGAGCUCAAAUCAUUAUCUGUAUUAUACAAGAAACUUGUGGAUAUGCUAGAGAAGAAGGAGCAUUUGUCUUCGGUGCUACAAUCUCUCGGUUGCAUUGCACAGACCGCGAGGCCUGUUUUUGAAACUCAAGAGACCAAAAUUCGAAACUUCAUAAAGAAAGAUAUCUUAGGGUACAGUGAGAAAACAAGUGAUAAAACAAAAGAAUCUUGGGAUGAUAAAAGUGAAGUGUGUUCAUUGAAGAUAUUUGGCAUCAAGACUCUGGUAAAGAGUUAUUUGCCAGUGAAAGAUGCACAUCUUUGUGUUGGGAUUGGUGAACUUAUAAAAGAUCUCAACAACAUACUUUCUUUUGGGGAAAUCUCAAAAGAUAUCGAAUCAAGUCGUGUCGAUAAGGCCCAUUUAAAGCUAGCUGCAGCCAAGGCUAUUCUUCGGUUAUCAAGGCAUUGGGAUAAGAAGAUUCCCGUUGAUGUAUUCUACCACACCUUGAGAACUUCAGAGUUUGAAUUCCCUGAAGUUAAGAGAUUAUUUCUCAAAAAAGUUCAUCAAUACAUUAAGGACCGAAGUUUGGACCCUAAAUACGCUUGUGGUUUCUUACUAGAUCUAGGCUCUCAGCAAUCAGUUCAAGAAGAGAAAUCUGAGGAAAACCGUAAUCUGAAUGACAUCAUUCAGAUGUGUCAGCAAGGAAAAGCAAGACAAGUUUCGGUGCAAAGUGAUGGAAAAUUUUCUGUUGUUCGUCCAGAAUCCAUUCUUCUCUAUUUGAUCCAUGCACUUGCCCAUCAUCCUUCUUUUCCAAAUAUUGAUCAAUGCAAGGAUCUCAAAGCAUAUGAACCAAUAUACAGGAAAUUGUAUUUAUUUCUUUCUAUGUUGACAAAUUUCCAUGAAGACGGGAAGCCCAGUAAUAGUCUAAAGAAGGAAGAGGUUAUUUCCGUACUUUCUAUUCUUCAAAGCAUCCGGAGCUCUGAAGAUGCUAUAGAUACAAACAUGUCAAAGAACUCGUAUGCAAUUUGCGACCUCUGCUUCUUAAUCACCAAACGCUUAGCCCAAAAGCAAGAAGAUCUUGAGGAGCCAUUGGUACAUGUUCGUGUACCUCAGGGGCUAUACGUAUCACAUGAUAAGAAAGAAGAAAACGAGACUGAGAAAGACAAAGAAGAAGAAAAGGAGUCAGAAAUCGAUAAAAAAGAACAGGAGAAAGAAGACAAGAAACAUGUGACUAAAGGCCAUACAUGGUUGGGUGAGGCUAGUGCUGUUGCGCACUUUGAGUCGCUCAACAUGGAAUCCAAUGAAAGUGCGACCUCAAAAAUUAUUGACGAUGAUAUACUGGACAUUGAAGAAACAAGUGGGAAGGAGGUUCCUUUAGGAAUAAUACUGGAAAGGCUAAAAGCUAGAGGAACAAAGGACAGAAAGUCUGUUAAAAAUGGAUCUACAUUGACUUCUGUACAAAAUAAUAGUAAUAAAGAUAAUAACAACAAUGAUGAUAACUUGGGUAUGGUGAGAAAAAUAGAUUUGCAUAAAUUAGGUGUGUCAAAUGGUCAUGAAAUAAAUAAAUCUGAUGAAAAGCAUAAGAGGAAAAGAAUACCUAACCAAACAAUAAGUGUUGCGGUAGCCAAACGUAAGAAGUCAAAUGUGUUGUCAGCUUUUGAUAACAUCAAAAUGAGUGAUUUAGAAGACCAUAUACAUACAAAAGAAGAUGGGAAAACUGAUGGCAGUGACGUAGAGAAUCCUGAAAAGCAUGUUGAUAACGAUGUUAAUAAUAAAGAAUCAGGAUCUGUGAGGAAGCGGAAACGAGCAAGUGUUGCAGGAUUAGCAAAGUGCACAUCAAAGGAAGGGGAAAGUGAACACAGUCAACACACGACAGACUUGAUUGGCAGACGGAUAAAAGUUUGGUGGCCUAAGGAUAGAGAGUUUUAUGAAGGAUUGGUGAAGUCUUAUGACCAUGAAAAGAAGAGACAUGUGGUGUUAUACAAUGAUGGUGAUGUUGAAGUGCUACGAUUGGACAAGGAGCGGUGGGUGCUUGUUAGAAACACUCCCAAGCCUACAAAGCGGAAUAAAUCGUCCAAGAGUCCACGUCCUAAAAAAGGGUCCUCUAAGAAGAAAAUUAAAGUUGUGGAUAAUUCUAAGGGAAAGAAGGAAUCAAGUGACAUGUAUGAAAAUGACAGGCAUCCGUCAUCCAUGGUAAGAAGCAAAAGAACCCCUAGAAAGAAUACGAAGGUAAGACGGAAGAAACUUGAAUAUUUGGAAGUAGAAAGAACAGAUGAACUUGAUAAUACGACAGACUCUGAACGUGAACAUGAGGAUUUAACUUUUUCAAAAGUUGAUAAUUUGGACUCAGAAGAGGACGAUGCAAGUGAUAGAGUGCGCGAUAAAAAUGCAGAGAACAGGUUCAGUGAUCCCGAUUCUGUGCAGAGCGAAUCUGAAAAUGUUGCUGAUGUGUCAGGAUCCAUUCAAGAAGAUGACGACGAAGCAGAAUUAUCCGAUGAUAUGCCUCUUGGUGUAUGGAAGUCUCGAGGUAGGAAAACAGAAGAAAGAAAAUAGGUUUUGAUGACUGAAAAUGGUGGCAUUCAUGACACCGGUAAACAGAAAGGUUAAGUUAAUGUGCAGCAUAUAUUAAUCUAGAUCAACCUGUAUGUGCAGUGAAGCAUGUUUUACAGGCUGUGGAAUGUACAGAUAUAGUUCACAUGUUUUGGGCUAAUGACUUUACAUCUUUUGUUUGCAUAUGUAGAUUUUAGCUUCUUAAUGUAUACUCUAAUGACUGUAUUAUCAUUAAUGUGAUAUAGAUAGCUUUUGCUUCCA